Epithele typhae is the source of this 1737-nucleotide messenger RNA. RefSeq lists its product as uncharacterized. The transcript is spliced from 3 exons. The coding region runs from base 1 to 1737 and encodes 578 amino acids. The record is from RefSeq and is a predicted model, not a curated record. Lineage: Eukaryota; Fungi; Basidiomycota; Agaricomycetes; Polyporales; Epitheliaceae.
AUGGCCCCUCAACCUGCCAUCCACCCCGAGACUGCCUCGCUUCUCGAGCUUCGCGCGAAGCUGGCGGAGAAACCGCCGUUCUGCAGUGGCAUCUUCGCUCUGCCUCCGGAACAGCUUCAGCUCUACUACGGGAAGCAGGACCACAAGUUCAUCGACUUCUCCACAGCUGUCGACAACCCCGAUAUAGUGGCAGAGCUAGCUGCCGCCUGCCAACCUGCCAAGUUCGGCAGGAACAACGAGACGGUGCUGGACGAAACUUAUCGCAAGGCUGGGAAGAUGGACAGGGAAGACUUCUUGAUGCGGUUCGACGCAACGGAGUCUGGUCUUCUACGCGUCGUCCACGCAACCCUCCUCGCGAGCGUGAAGGAGAUGCAUAGCAUCCGGGCGGAGCUUUACAAGCUCAACGUCUACGGCGAAGGGGAGUUCUUCAAGGCUCACGCGGACACCCCCUUGGGAACCAACAUGGUCGGUUCCCUCGUCCUCUGCCUCCCCACUGCGCACGAGGGCGGUGCCCUCUUCCUCCGUCAUGGCGGCAAGGAGUGGAUGUUCGACGCCAACGCGCUCCUCGGUGGCCGCACCGACGCCCUCGCAUACGUCGCCUUCUUCAGCGACGUCGAGCACGAGGUCGCCCCCGUUCUCUCCGGCCAUCGCGUCACCGUCACCUACAACCUCUUCUGGACGAGCGAGGUCCCUUCGCCUCUCCAACCUCAAGGCGUCACCGUCGACGCGCCCGUCCUCGCGAACCCGAACGCCAUCGCAGAUUCGUUCGACGCCCUCCUCGCUGACCGCGCCUUCAUGCCCAAAGGCGGUAUCAUCGGCUUUGGCCUGCGCCACAAGUACCCGUUCCCGCGCGCCUGGAAGGCGGUCAAGGGCGCGCCAGACCCGCUCGAACGUCUCUCCGGGUGGCUCAAGGGUGGCGACGCUGCGCUCAAGCUCGCGGUCGAGGGCGUCGGGCUCAAACCGCACCUCCGCUACGUCGUCCACUCGACCUCGCGCAGGAUCCUCCUGAAGCAGAUGGUCGUCCUCCCGACCGACUGCGUGCAGGAGGAACCGCUCGAGGUGCAGUUCACGUGGCGGAACUACGGCGGACAGCUAAUCAAGGAGGCCUUCUUCGGCGCUGCGCCCGCGCCCGCUCCGAAAUGCCCACCUGGGGAAGCCGGGUUCUACGGCGGGGGGUUCAUGGACACCUACUGCGACGAGGACGAAGACGAAGAGGAGGAGGAAGAGGGGUACAGACGCAAAGACGCGGCUUCGAGCAUCGAAAUCCACUGGAUCACGCCCACCGAGGCGUGGAACGGAACCAGCGCCCCGUUCCUCGCGUACGGCAACCAGGCGAGCCUCGACUACUGGUACGCCUCCGUCUGCAUCCUCGUCAAGAUCGGGCCGGCGGACGACCGCGGCGUGCGCCCCCGCGCGGUCGUCGAGCGGCCGCCCAAGCCCGUUCGGCCCGUGCAGGCGAAGGCGAGCGAGCCGAUGCCCGUGCCCGCUCAGCCUGCUGCGGGCUCUUCCUCUGACGAACCCACGGAGUCGAGCGGCGCGGGCUCUGCUCCCGCGAAGGGGCAGGCGAAGGCGAAAGGGAAGGCGACGAAGACGAAGACUAAGGCCGCGCCAGCGCAGCCUGCGAAGGCGCCGCCCGCGAAGGCUGGGAAGACGAGGGCGCCGGCUGCUGAACCUGCUCAGACGAUGGAGCCGGAGCGACGGAGUACGCGGGAGCGGCGCGCGGUCCAGCGCGGCUAG